CGCUCGGUGAUGACGACAGCACAGUAAGAGGAAGGGAAGGAGAGUUCCAGAAAGAGCUGCGGCUGCAAACAAACUGAAAAACAACAACAAAAACAACAUUAUUAACAGCGGAACUACAACACACGCGCUUAUAGAGUGAACAAUAAACGCCAGCAGUCGAUCGAUCAGUGUGAUUAUCUGUCGAUCAUGACGACUAUCGAUUACAGUGUUUGGGAUCAUAUCGAGGUGUCUGAUGAUGAAGAUGAUACACACCCGAACAUCGACACACCGAGUCUGUUCCGCUGGAGACACCAGGCUCGUGUGGAGCGCAUGGAGGCGUUUCUGAAGAAGGGUGAGGACAUCGAGAAGAGUCUGAUGGAGAGUAAGAAGAAGCUGGCAGAAGUGCAGCGGCGGGUGCAGGAGUUGAGCAUGGCAUCCACAGACGAGAGUAAAGCGGAGCUCACCAAAGCUCAAGCGGAGGAGAAACGUCUGAAAAAAGAGGAGAGAUCAUGGCAGAAGAAGAUAGAGGAACACCGUACGGAGGAGAAGAAGAUGCCCUGGAACGUGGACACGCUCAGUAAAGAGGGCUUCAGUAAGAGUGUCGUUAAUGUAAAGCCAGAGAAAAAGGAGGAGACGGAGGAAGAGAAAGAAGAGAAACACAAAACCUUCGUGGAGAAAUACGAGAAACAGAUCAAACACUUUGGGAUGUUGCGGCGCUGGGACGACUCUCAGAAAUAUCUGUCUGAUAAUCCUCACCUGGUGUGCGAGGAAACGGCCAAUUAUCUGGUCAUCAUGUGCAUUGACCUGGAGGUGGAGGAGAAACACGCUCUGAUGGAGCAAGUGGCGCAUCAAACUAUCGUCAUGCAGUUCAUUCUAGAACUGGCCAAGAGUGUGCAGGUGGAUCCACGUGGAUGUUUCCGCCAGUUCUUCAACAAAAUCAAGACUGCAGAUCAGCAGUAUCAGGACGCAUUUAAUGAUGAAUUGGAGUCGUUUAAGGAGCGUGUGCGCGGCCGAGCGAAGAUUCGGAUUGAGAAAGCAAUGAAAGAAUAUGAGGAAGAGGAGCGUCAGAAGCGUUUGGGUCCCGGCGGUCUUGAUCCAGCGGAGGUGUACGAGUCCCUGCCUGAGGAGAUGCAAAAAUGCUUUGAUGACAAAGACAUUCAGAUGCUGCAGGAAACCAUCAGCAAAAUGGAUCCAACGUGUAUAUCAUCACAGUUCAACACUGACCAACCCAUGCAUCCCAGAAUGAAACAAAGUGAGGCCAAAUACCACAUGAAGCGCUGCAUUGACUCGGGCUUGUGGGUGCCAAACUCUCGAGGAGCAGACGAGGAUGCAGAUAAAGAUGCAGAUGAGCCGCAGUACGAGGAGGUGCAGAAACCAGAUCAAUGACAUCAUCAAAGCAGACUUAACAUGACAACAGAUCUUGACCCCUGACCCCAGCAUUCUGUCAGUCAGAUUAUUAUAAAUAAAGUCCAUGUAACUAA
Myxocyprinus asiaticus (Chinese sucker) is the source of this 1460-nucleotide messenger RNA. RefSeq names its product hsp90 co-chaperone Cdc37-like. Gene Ontology annotation, molecular function: protein kinase binding; protein-folding chaperone binding; heat shock protein binding. Bases 187 to 1365 code for a protein of 392 amino acids. Gene Ontology annotation, biological process: protein stabilization; protein folding. Gene Ontology annotation, cellular component: cytoplasm. NCBI's taxonomy places the organism in Eukaryota, Metazoa, Chordata, Actinopteri, Cypriniformes, Catostomidae. The record is from RefSeq and is a predicted model, not a curated record. The transcript has 9 exons.